UAAAUCAAGCUUCCUACCAUUCUCGUCAAUGGCGAACAAAAUGUUGGAGAGAGAAAUAGAAAGUUCUGUAAGUUAGUAAUUACAGUUCCGUAAAUUGUAAACCACAUUUUGAUAAGAUUCCUUAACGAAAUCAGCACCCUUAAGUUUGUAAUUUGCAACCCAUUCGUUCUUUCCUAAAAUCCGAAGCUCUAUCUUAAAACACUGCAGAUUUGACUUUGCUCAUUCUGAAGCACAUCUUAUUAUUAUUAACAAACAACUUGAAUUCUCCUAAAUCAUGGAUGGUUCUCUCAAUCCCAACAAGCAUCUCAAAGAACAAUUCGUAAGCAAUUUGACUGGAUCUUCCAUGCUCGAAAUCGCCGUAAUGUCCACUGUUGUCCCUCUUCUCUUUGUUUUGCGACACUCAAUCUGCUCCAGUUACCAGACCGUGACACCAACGAAGAAAAACGACCAUGACAAUGCCGUUUUGGGUUCUAAGAAGCUGAGAAAUUACAUGGCUACUCUGACCGUGGAUUUUCUCUUCAUUGUUCUUCCUAUGCUUUUAAUUUUCACUGUUCUAGCAGACUGGGUUUAUAUAUUUGCGAUCCCAAUGAUGGUAUUGGUUUUCUCUGUUGUAGCAGCUAAAAGGUUUGAUGCUUCGAAUUAUUCAGGAGGGUCACUCUCUCUUAGGACAAAUGUUUCCUCGUACAGGGUUCUUGUGAUGAUCAUAACGUUCUUGUGUAUCUUGGCUGUUGACUUCAAAAUUUUUCCAAGAAGAUAUGCCAAGACCGAGACCUACGGUACUAGUUUGAUGGAUCUCGGGGUGGGCUCCUUUAUUCUUGCGAAUGCACUAGUUUCACGGCAAGCACGGAGUGUCUCAUCAGUGAAUUGGAAGGCUGCAGUCCAAUCCACGAGCCCUCUGCUACUGCUAGGGUUUGCUCGGCUUCUUACUACAAGAAGUGUAGACUAUCAGGUUCAUACAGGGGAAUAUGGAGUACACUGGAAUUUCUUUUUCACUCUAGCAGCUGUAUCAAUCCUUACAUCCAUAAUUAACAUCCCGCCGCAAUAUUCAGGAAUUUUUGGUGUAGCAAUUCUUAUUGGUUUUCAAUAUUGGUUGAGUCAUGGAUUAAAUGUGUACCUCCUUUCUGAUGAAAGGGGUACAGAUAUCUUGAGCAAAAAUAAGGAGGGGAUAUUUAGUAUACUAGGGUAUUGGGGUUUGUACCUUGUUGGUGUCCAAUUGGGAUAUUAUCUUUUCUUUGGAAAUCGCCCCGCUACUGCAUUGAGAACCAUUAAGUGGGCAAGGGUCCGGGUCUCAUUUAUUUCCCUGGUGUUUUGGUUAGUAACUGUUCUUUUAGACAGGCAUGUUGAAAGAGUUUCACGUAGGAUGUGUAAUCUGGCUUAUGUUACUCUGGUAUUGGCUGAAAAUCUUCAGGUUUUAGCGAUACUAAUGCUUUCUGAUUUCACUACUGGAAGUAAAAUUUCAGCACUUGAAGAAGCGUUGAACAGGAAUCUGCUGGGCUCAUUUCUUCUGGCAAACUUGCUUACUGGACUGGUAAACUUGUAUGUGGAUACUCUGUUUACCCCAUCGCUCUCAGCCCUAGUUAUCUUGCUUGCUUAUGCGUAUUGUUUAUCAAUCAUAACUGGUAUUGCUGAUUUUUAUGGUGUCAAAUUGAAAUUUUGGUAGUGAUUUGGUUUCUGUAUAGAAAAAAAAAAUUGGUUGAAGGCCAUGGGUUGUUGCAGCUAUAGACCCAAUUCUCAUCAAAAUUGCAAUGCAUACUGUCAAGCUUUCUUACUA
Messenger RNA from Populus nigra (black poplar), 1771 nucleotides. RefSeq lists its product as uncharacterized. Gene Ontology annotation, biological process: protein localization to plasma membrane; GPI anchor biosynthetic process. Gene Ontology annotation, cellular component: membrane; endoplasmic reticulum. Gene Ontology annotation, molecular function: glucosaminyl-phosphatidylinositol O-acyltransferase activity. Bases 275 to 1660 code for a protein of 461 amino acids. The transcript has 16 exons. The record is from RefSeq and is a predicted model, not a curated record. NCBI's taxonomy places the organism in Eukaryota, Viridiplantae, Streptophyta, Magnoliopsida, Malpighiales, Salicaceae.